CGCCCCGCGGCGGCGAUGGAGGGCGGUAGCGCGGCAGCCGAAGCCGCGCCAGUGGAGCUGGAAGCGGAGAUGGAGGCGGCACGCGGGGCGCUCGCGGUGCUGCGGCUCGGGCCGACGGGGUUCGGCGAGGCCCCGUGCUCGAGGAACGUCUUGCGGAAGCGGAGGCGCUGGGAGCGCGUGUUGGCGGCACGGCGGCGGCGGCGGCCGCAGGAGCGGGAGCGGAACAGAGCGCGGCGACCCGAGGGCCGAGGAGCCGCCCGGCAGCGUGUCAGGGCCCUGGCGGAGGAGCGGCUCCUGGAUGCCCGCGCGGCGGGCCCGCGGCUGUGCGUGGAUCUCGGCGUGGCCGACCGCAUGACGCCCAAGGAGACGAGCCGGCUGGCAGCGCAGAUCCGCCGGCUGUACGGCGCUAACAGGCGGGCCGAGCGGCCCUUCUGGCUCUACCUGACCGAGUUGGUGCCGGGGUCGCCCAUCCACCGCGAGUGCCUCCGCAUGAACGACGGCUUCUCCGGAUACCUGAUGGAUACGACUCAAGAAAGCUACCUGGAUCUGUUCCCUUUGGAUGCAAUUGUUUAUCUCACUCCUGACUCUGACAACGUCCUUGAAGAUAUUGAUCCCAAAAAAGUGUACGUCCUCGGAGGCCUGGUGGAUGAAAGUAUACAUAAGAACCUGACCCUGCAAAGGGCACGAGAGCAGUCCCUGCAUACAGCCCGCCUCCCAAUUCGUGAGUAUAUGGUAAAAUCCACGAACACCAAGAACUACUACUCGGAGACACUGGCAAUUAAUCAAGUCUUUGAUGUCUUAUCGACUUACUACAAAACCCAAAGUUGGCCAGAUGCUUUGAAAGCUGGAGUUUCUUCUGGAAAAGGCUACGUGCUUCCAGAUGGAGAGAAAUCAGUGAAAAUACCUCAGCAUGACAACGCACAAGAAAACUCUUUAUUUCCUGAAAGUUAAGGAGCUGUGCAAGCAAGAGUAGCAAACUGCAUAUUUCAAGCAGAGGCACCAGUGUGAAUGUGUGCAGAGAAAACAGCUCUGCCUAAAUUUACUUACGUACGGACCUUGGCAAGAGUGACAGAUUCUGCCUCAGCAGCACAGUGCUGGAAAUGACUUUGCACCUUGAACAGAAAACAGAAGCCAGCUGAGCCCUGAGAUCAACAGAGUUGAUAGGAAGAAUCAUAGAGCACAGCAGUUAAUAACAGUCCUUCCCAUGGAAAAGGACAGUACUAUUCUAACUGAGCACAGAAUGGGAAGCAAUCCAAAAUUAAUAGAGAAACAGUGCCCAGGUGCAUCAUAUUUUCUUCCUACUUGUAUUGAAGACUUGGUGUCUUGCUGUGCUGCUGAAGGCUGUAGUGAAUCUUGUGCAUGCUGGUCACAAUCUAUCUAAAAUAAAGUAUUUAAAUUUC
Messenger RNA from Tympanuchus pallidicinctus (lesser prairie-chicken), 1400 nucleotides. RefSeq names its product tRNA methyltransferase 10B (gene TRMT10B). Gene Ontology annotation, biological process: tRNA N1-guanine methylation. The transcript is spliced from 8 exons. Bases 16 to 951 code for a protein of 311 amino acids. Gene Ontology annotation, molecular function: tRNA binding. Lineage: Eukaryota; Metazoa; Chordata; Aves; Galliformes; Phasianidae. Gene Ontology annotation, cellular component: nucleoplasm; nucleus. The record is from RefSeq and is a predicted model, not a curated record.